Molecule: messenger RNA, 597 nt
Organism: Lactuca virosa
Lineage: Eukaryota; Viridiplantae; Streptophyta; Magnoliopsida; Asterales; Asteraceae
Source: the annotation of a GenBank genome assembly
AUGUCUGACAAUUCUUCUGUAGGAAUAGUAACACAUUUUAUGAUUGUAAAGCCAAUUAAAUGGCAAGAUCUUCAACCGAUUUUUGAAAAAGAGGCUGCUACUAAGCUAAACAACUACAAAGCUUUAAAGAACAAAUACGACGGAAUGCGAAAAGACUAUAAUCUGUUGAAGUCCUUAAAAAACGGGGAAACGGGUUUAGGUUGGAACGAAAGUACAGGGCAACUAGAUUGUUCUGAUGAAUGGUGGGAUCGAAAAAUUAAGGAAAACCCAUAUGUUAAAGCCAUUCGAAAAAAACAACCUUCUUUAGAACUACAACUUGCAUGGGAGCAAAUAUUCGGGGAUGCAGUUGCCAGUGGUAUAAACUGUGUGGCACCGUCCAUGGAUCAUACUACUUUAAAUGACAUACUUAUUGUUAAUAUUAAUGAUGAAAAUCCGGCGACGGGUGAUAAUGUUGAAACGGGUGAUGAUACUUUCUUCGCUUCACAAUACCCUCAACACUCUUCUCAUUUGGACUUAGGAAAUGAAGAUGGUGGCUACUAUUCAGAUUUGAUGCAUUAUGCAAGAGAUGUCUUCUCACCGAACAAUACGGGGGUCUAA